CCCAGGUGCUGCGGGACGCCGCGGAGCCGACCCCAGCCCAGAAACUCCGCUGCUCCGAGAGCUGAUCGCACAGGACGGGCCCCACCGCAGAGUCCUUACCGGCGGGCGGGGAAAUACCGAGCCAUGCGGGCCUUUUUUGCAACCAAAGUGGAGCAUGAAAGCAAGAACUAUAACGGCAAGACUUUCCAGCGGGCUGGAUCUUCGGCCUUUGAGCGUGUCUUCACUGCCAACCAAAACUGCAGAGAUGCAUACCCGACGUUUCUUGUUGUGCUUUGGUGUGCUGGGCUGCUUUGUAGCCAAGCUGCUGCUGCUUUUGCUGGAUUGAUAUACUUGUUUGUGAGGCAAAAGUACUUUGUUGGCUAUCUGGGAGAGAGGACACAAAGCACUCCUGGUUACAUAUUUGGAAAACGCAUCAUAUCAUUCCUGUUCCUUAUGUCUGUUGCUGGGAUCCUCAACUAUUAUCUUGUCCUCAUUUUUGGAAGUGACUUUGAAGUGUAUAUAAAAACUGUAACCAACACCAUCUCCCCACUGCUACUCAUUCCUUAAUUCUUUGCAGCAUUAGCGGUUCAGUGUGCUUUACAGAUCAAUAUCCAGAAGCAGCUAUAAUUCAACUGUUUAAGAAAUGAACCUACAAACCCUUUUAGACUGCUGUAAAUCUAAGGCUCUAUGGGCUUUGUGGUUUGAUUUAACCCUUUUCCUACAGUAAAAUGAUUUAUUGUGACCAGUCAGUGUGCCCUAGGAAGGGUAAUAACUUCCAAUUAAUUCUUCAGAUUAAAAAGGUUUAAAAAAAAAUGAAACAACCAAAAAACCAUUUCAGGUUGAACAAAACAUUCCAUUCUGAUUUUAAGCACCUUUUCAAUGGUUUAAAUAUAAAAAAUUGAAAGCAAUCUCAAAAUGAAAGGUCAUUUUGAAUAGAAAAAUCAACCGUUUCAUUUCAAAACGGUUGAAACAAAACUCAUCAACUUUUUGGAAUUUUGGGUGGUUUUUACACAAAAAAUUUGGGGAAAUUGACAUGAAUUCGCAAAAUGUUUUGGUGUCACAGAAUCUUCAUUUUUCAGCCAAAAAAUGUUUUGGCCGAAUUUCAUUCAUCUUCAGUUGCCAUGAAAACCCAGAGCUCAAUCCCGCAAUCCUUACAUAUAUACAAUGUUCAUUGCAGUCAAUGGGAACCAAACCCCUAGUAGUGCAUGACUGCAGUUUGGACCUGAAUCUCAUUUACAUGAAAGCCUCUGUAUAUUGCCAGAGCAGGGUAAAUUGCCAGAGGA
Messenger RNA from Terrapene triunguis (Three-toed box turtle), 1262 nucleotides. Its product is annotated as arachidonate 5-lipoxygenase-activating protein. The coding region runs from base 124 to 546 and encodes 140 amino acids. Gene Ontology annotation, molecular function: leukotriene-C4 synthase activity; enzyme activator activity; glutathione peroxidase activity. Gene Ontology annotation, cellular component: membrane; endoplasmic reticulum; nuclear envelope. NCBI's taxonomy places the organism in Eukaryota, Metazoa, Chordata, Testudines, Emydidae. Gene Ontology annotation, biological process: leukotriene biosynthetic process. The record is from RefSeq and is a predicted model, not a curated record. The transcript is spliced from 5 exons.